Aphanomyces astaci is the source of this 642-nucleotide messenger RNA. RefSeq lists its product as hypothetical. Bases 130 to 480 code for a protein of 116 amino acids. NCBI's taxonomy places the organism in Eukaryota, Oomycota, Saprolegniomycetes, Saprolegniales, Verrucalvaceae. The record is from RefSeq and is a predicted model, not a curated record. The transcript has a single exon.
CGUCAUUCCGUCAUAGAACUGCGAGUUUGGGCUUCUUUGACACCUCGUGGUAUAUACGUUCGUUCUUCGUAAUUGCAUCACAAGCAGCACUGUUGUGAGAGUUUCCUCUCAUUCUGUCAUUUCCUGAGCAUGUGCCAAGCCCCCAACCACAUCAAAGUGCCUCAAGGCCCCCAGCUGACCAUGCAGUACCAGCACCGCCGCCAGCGUCGACUUGCCCAAAUCGUGCGCAUGUUGCGAACGUCGUCGCAGCCCACGCCCACAACUCCGUGUCCGCUGAACAAGUUGGCGUUCGCGGCACUUUCGAUCAAGUUGGAGCGCCUCAUCUACCGCGUGUUGCCGGCCAACACUGGAAUUCUGUCGGACGAACUGCUCGAGCUUCGCAUGCGCCGAGUGAUUCACCACAUCUUGGACGCCAAGAACGUCCCCGUGCCACUCGGCAUGCCGCCUUCGGAACCCACUGGUGUCGUAGUGAUGCUCUAAAACGAACCAUGCUCAUAACUUAUUGCGUGUAUCUAUCUCACUCUAGUUUAAUGUCAUAAUGUGUAAAUGGACUUGCCGUGGACUUGACAUGUCAUCCAGCAACACCAAAAUUACUGCUGAAGGCUGUUGACAGUGGGGGUUGUCUAGCCAUGGUCAUACUCA